Rhododendron vialii is the source of this 706-nucleotide messenger RNA. Its product is annotated as VQ motif-containing protein 25. The transcript has a single exon. NCBI's taxonomy places the organism in Eukaryota, Viridiplantae, Streptophyta, Magnoliopsida, Ericales, Ericaceae. Gene Ontology annotation, cellular component: nucleus. The record is from RefSeq and is a predicted model, not a curated record. The coding region runs from base 94 to 567 and encodes 157 amino acids.
AUAAAUCACCCUCUCUCUCUUUCUUCAAACAAACAUACCGCCCACCUCUCUCUCUCUCUCUCUCUCUCUCUCUCUCUCUCUCUCAACACCCUCAUGUUCAUCAUGGAGAUGAUGAAGAAACAAACAUACGUUGCAAACACAGCUUCAUCAGCUCUAGCUAUCCACAGAGACUCACAAGUAAUAUCGAAAGCGAAGCCAAAGGUUCGAAUAAUUCACAUAGUUGCGCCAGAAAUCAUCAAGACGGACGCCGCGAAUUUCCGGGAAUUGGUGCAAAGGCUCACCGGAAAGCCAACAGAAGAUGACACGAAGAAGAAACAGAGGAUUCCAAGAAAAGAACUCCCAGGAGGGAAAAUCGAAAUGCGAUCCAGGUUUCGGUCUAUGGAGUUCAGAGAGAGAAUCAAGGGGGAAGAAGAGAUUAUGUGGGGAGGCGAAAAUCAAAGUACCGGUGGAUUUCUAAAUGGGUUCGGUGAUUUGGACGGGUUCAUGAAAGAGCUGAAUGAAUUUCCUCUGUUUCCUUCGGAUUCUAACUCUCACACGGAUACACUUGGAGGGACACAACUUGCCUAGUUGAAUAAUUGUAGUAAUUUUUCUUGACUGCUUGAUUAACUAUUCAAUUAUUUAUUUAUUUAUUUAUUUAUUUAUCUGGUUUUGUGGAACUGUUUAACUGAAUUCUCUAUCUUAUUUAGUUAUCUCGUUCUUUCGUUAA